GGGAGUAAAAAUUAAGAAGGCAUGUACGGACCCAGCAACUGAGACAUAAACCCGCUUUCAAAUAAAGCGACUCUUCACCCGACAACUCAGCCAUUCCAUUGCCUUCUCUCUUUUCUCUCACCAUACCCAUCCUCUCUCCACCGAAACCCAAUCUCUCAUAUCGCACCUCAAUCAAUUCACCGGUCGGUAUGGCUUUAGCCAACUUCUCUUCCUCUUCUAGAUCCAAUCUCCUUAAACCUCUUGCCCCCGUCUUGUCCUUCGCUGAGACUCUCCGCCGUCCGAUCUCCACCUCGACCGAUCCCCUCAUUAUCGAGACAUCUGUUCCCUUCACUUUUCACAAUUGCGAGCCUCCUUCCCGUUCUGUGGAGACCAAUCCCCAAGAGCUAAUCUCCUUCUUCCGCGGCAUGGCUACUAUGCGCCGGAUGGAGAUCGCCGCCGACUCUCUCUACAAGGCCAAGCUUAUCCGUGGGUUCUGUCACCUCUACGAUGGGCAGGAAGCGGUGGCUGUAGGGAUGGAAGCUGCUAUUACUAAAAAAGACUGCAUCAUAACAGCAUACCGGGAUCACUGUACGUUCCUCGGGCGAGGUGGGACCCUUCUGGAGGUCUUCGCGGAACUCAUGGGACGCCAGGCUGGGUGUUCGAGAGGGAAGGGUGGGUCAAUGCAUUUCUACAAGAAGGAGGCAGGAUUUUAUGGAGGACACGGGAUCGUAGGAGCUCAGGUGCCACUAGGUUGCGGAUUGGCUUUCGCGCAGAAGUAUUCUAAGGAUGAGACUGUGACGUUUGCUCUGUACGGAGAUGGUGCGGCCAAUCAGGGACAGUUGUUCGAGGCGCUUAAUAUCUCUGCUCUUUGGGAUCUGCCUGUCAUUUUGGUCUGCGAGAAUAAUCACUAUGGUAUGGGGACGGCAGAGUGGAGAGCUGCUAAGAAUCCGGCUUAUUACAAGCGUGGGGAUUACGUUCCUGGAUUGAAGGUAGAUGGCAUGGAUGCCCUUGCUGUGAAACAAGCAUGCAAAUUUGCAAAGGAGCAUGUCUUGAGGAAGGGACCAAUCAUACUUGAAAUGGAUACCUACAGGUAUCAUGGUCACUCCAUGUCUGAUCCUGGCAGCACUUACCGUACUCGUGAUGAGAUUAGUGGUGUGAGACAGGAACGUGACCCAGUUGAAAGGAUAAGAAAGGUGAUAUUAGCUCACGAUCUAGCUACAGAGAAAGAGCUAAAGGAUUUUGAGAAAGAAAUACGAAAAGAAGUAGAUCAAGCCAUUGCUCAAGCCAAGGAAAGUCCGAUGCCGGAACCCUAUGAACUUUUCACAAAUGUGCAUGUGAAAGGUUUGGGAACUGAGGCAUUUGGAGCAGAUAGGAAAGAAGUUAGAGCUGUACUUCCAUAAUGGAAUAUAUGUGGAAAAUGUUGAACCCUCCCCACUCUCAAAACCCUUUUACUCAACAAAAAUGAUCCAAUAUCAAAUAAAUGUUAGCAAGGAUGGUCUCUUCCAGGCAAUGAUUUUGUUUCACAUUUCUGUAUAGAAUACUGAUUCUUCUCAAGGUGUGGGGUGGAAAUGUUACUUUGUGUAGUUUUCUUUGGAGAAACUACAGUCGGAUAUCUGUGAUCAUCAAUCGAAUGGGUUGCUAAUGUGCUCUGGAAUACAAGAAUAUCCAUUGAUA
This is a messenger RNA of Hevea brasiliensis (rubber tree), 1653 nucleotides long. Its product is annotated as pyruvate dehydrogenase E1 component subunit alpha-1, mitochondrial. The record is from RefSeq and is a predicted model, not a curated record. The transcript has 8 exons. The coding region runs from base 189 to 1379 and encodes 396 amino acids. Gene Ontology annotation, biological process: pyruvate decarboxylation to acetyl-CoA. Gene Ontology annotation, molecular function: pyruvate dehydrogenase (acetyl-transferring) activity. Gene Ontology annotation, cellular component: intracellular membrane-bounded organelle. NCBI's taxonomy places the organism in Eukaryota, Viridiplantae, Streptophyta, Magnoliopsida, Malpighiales, Euphorbiaceae.